AAUAAUCGCGAGUGCAGCUGUCUACAACCAUGGGUUUGAUAUAUUGGGUGGCCCUGUGGGAGUUUGAAAAUUUUCGAGUCCCUGAACCAUAUUCAAACCGCAAUACCAUGGAAGACCUGUGACUCCGAGCAGUUCCCAUGGUAGGAGCAGACCAUGAACCAGUCGUGUUCCAUGCCGUUCACAAUAAGAGCACUGUUCGCAGCUGCAGUCCCAUCUCAAUCAUCCCCAUCAUCCCCAUCAUCCCCAUCAUCCCCAUCAUCCCCAUCAUCCCCAUCAUCCCCAUCAUCCCCAUCAUCCCCAUCGGACUCAUCAUACUCAUUACCCUCCAAGUGGUCGAAUAUUCAACCCAGAACAACGCACAAAUGUCGCUCAUGGCCGACUCCAACGGCAUGUACACCAUCACCCUUGCUGCACCAGCAACACACAUCGAUCCAGUGCCAGUGCUGUUCACAUACCAACUUCGCAGCCUCAUGCCUUUAAUCUAG
This is a messenger RNA of Boeremia exigua, 485 nucleotides long. RefSeq lists its product as uncharacterized. The record is from RefSeq and is a predicted model, not a curated record. Bases 138 to 485 code for a protein of 115 amino acids. The transcript has a single exon. NCBI's taxonomy places the organism in Eukaryota, Fungi, Ascomycota, Dothideomycetes, Pleosporales, Didymellaceae.